Messenger RNA from Sphenostylis stenocarpa, 4878 nucleotides. NCBI's taxonomy places the organism in Eukaryota, Viridiplantae, Streptophyta, Magnoliopsida, Fabales, Fabaceae. The record is from the annotation of a GenBank genome assembly.
AUGUCAGCUCAAUCUGAAGGAAAUUAUGCAGAAGCUUUACAGAAUUAUUAUGAGGCUAUGCGACUGGAAAUAGAUCCCUAUGAUCGAAGAGAACAGGCCAUUCGACAGGGAGACUCAGAAGUUGCGGAGUCUUGGUUUAAUCAAGCCGCUGAAUACUGGAAACAAGCUAUAGCCCUUACCCCCGGUAAUUAUAUUGCAGCACAGAAUUGGUUGAAGAUCACAGGGCGUCUCUUUGUAUGUGUUGUCCGGAAAGAGGAGGACUCAAUGAUUAUUCGUUCACCGGAACCAGAAGUUAAAAUUUUGGUAGAUAGGGAUCCUAUAAAAACUUCUUUUGAGGAAUGGGGAAAACCUGGUCAUUUCUCAAGAACAAUAGCUAAGGGACCUGAUACUACUACUUGGAUCUGGAACCUACAUGCUGACGCUCAUGAUUUUGAUAGCCAUACUAAUGAUUUAGAGGAGAUUUCCCGAAAAGUUUUUAGUGCCCAUUUCGGCCAACUCUCUAUGAUCUUUCUUUGGCUGAGUGGCAUGUAUUUUCAUGGUGCUCGUUUUUCCAAUUAUGAGGCAUGGUUAAGUGAUCCUACUCACAUUAGGCCUAGUGCUCAGGUGGUUUGGCCAAUAGUGGGUCAAGAAAUAUUGAAUGGGGAUGUAGGGGGAGGGUUCCGAGGAAUACAAAUAACCUCUGGUUUUUUUCAAAUUUGGAGAGCAUCUGGAAUAACUAAUGAAUUACAACUCUAUUGUACUGCAAUUGGUGCAUUGGUCUUUGCAGCCUUAAUGCUUUUUGCUGGUUGGUUUCAUUAUCACAAAGCUGCUCCAAAAUUGGCUUGGUUCCAAGAUGUAGAAUCUAUGUUGAAUCACCAUUUGACAGGGCUCCUAGGGUUGGGUUCUCUUUCUUGGGCAGGACAUCAAAUACAUGUAUCUUUACCAAUUAACCAAUUUCUAAAUGCUGCAGUAGAUCCCAAGGAGAUACCACUUCCUCAUGAAUUUAUCCUAAAUCGGGAUCUUUUGGCUCAACUUUAUCCGAGUUUUGCCGCGGGAGCAACCCCAUUUUUUACCUUGAAUUGGUCAAAAUAUGGAGAAUUUCUAACUUUUCGUGGAGGAUUAGAUCCGGUAACUGGAGGUCUAUGGCUGACCGAUAUUAUACACCAUCAUUUAGCUAUUGCAAUUAUUUUCUUGAUAGCGGGUCACAUGUAUAGGACCAACUGGGGUAUUGGUCACAGUAUCAAAGAUAUUUUAGAGGCACAUAAAGGUCCAUUUACAGGCCAGGGUCAUAAAGGUCUAUAUGAGAUCCUAACAACGUCAUGGCAUGCUCAAUUAUCUAUUAAUCUAGCUAUGUUAGGCUCUUUGACCAUUGUUGUAGCUCACCAUAUGUAUUCUAUGCCUCCUUAUCCAUACCUAGCUACUGACUAUGGUACACAACUGUCAUUGUUUACACAUCACAUGUGGAUUGGUGGAUUUCUCAUAGUCGGUGCUGCUGCACAUGCAGCUAUUUUUAUGGUAAGAGAUUAUGAUCCGACUAUUCGAUACAACGAUCUAUUAGAUCGUGUCCUUAGACAUCGUGAUGCAAUCAUAUCACAUCUUAACUGGGUAUGUAUAUUUUUAGGGUUUCACAGUUUUGGUUUGUAUAUUCAUAAUGAUACCAUGAGCGCUUUAGGGCGCCCUCAAGAUAUGUUUUCAGAUACUGCUAUACAAUUACAGCCGAUCUUUGCUCAAUGGAUACAAAAUACCCACGCUUUAGCACCUGGCACAACAGCCCCUGGUGCAGCAACAAGUACCAGUUUGACUUGGGGGGGUGAAAAUUUAGUAGCAGUGGGCGGUAAAGUUGCUUUGUUACCUAUUCCAUUAGGAACUGCGGAUUUUUUGGUCCAUCAUAUUCAUGCAUUUACAAUUCAUGUAACAGUAUUAAUACUCUUAAAGGGUGUUCUAUUUGCUCGUAGUUCACGAUUGAUACCGGAUAAAGCAAAUCUAGGUUUUCGUUUCCCUUGUGAUGGACCUGGAAGAGGGGGGACAUGCCAAGUAUCCGCUUGGGAUCAUGUCUUCUUAGGACUAUUUUGGAUGUACAAUUCAAUUUCAGUAGUAAUAUUUCAUUUCAGUUGGAAAAUGCAGUCAGAUGUUUGGGGUAGUAUAAGUGAUCAAGGGAUCGUAACUCAUAUCACAGGAGGAAAUUUUGCGCAGAGUUCCAUUACCAUUAAUGGAUGGCUCCGUGAUUUCUUAUGGGCGCAGGCAUCCCAGGUAAUUCAGUCUUAUGGUUCUUCAUUAUCUGCAUAUGGUCUUUUUUUCUUGGGUGCACAUUUUAUAUGGGCUUUUAGUUUAAUGUUUCUAUUCAGCGGGCGUGGUUAUUGGCAAGAACUUAUUGAAUCCAUUGUUUGGGCUCAUAAUAAAUUAAAAGUUGCUCCUGCUACUCAGCCCAGAGCCUUGAGCAUUGUACAAGGACGUGCUGUAGGAGUAACACAUUACCUUCUAGGUGGAAUUGCCACAACAUGGGCAUUCUUCUUAGCAAGAAUUAUUGCAGAGGAUUUGAAAAUCAUUAUGGCAUUAAGAUUUCCAAGCUUUAGUCAAGGCUUAGCUCAAGACCCCACUACUCGUCGUAUUUGGUUUGGUAUUGCUACCGCACAUGACUUCGAAAGUCAUGAUAAUAUUACUGAGGAACGUCUUUAUCAGAAUAUUUUUGCUUCUCAUUUCGGGCAAUUAGCAAUAAUUUUUCUGUGGACUUCCGGGAAUCUGUUUCAUGUAGCUUGGCAAGGGAAUUUUGAGACAUGGGUACAGGAUCCUUUACAUGUAAGACCUAUUGCUCAUGCAAUUUGGGAUCCUCAUUUUGGUCAACCUGCUGUAGAAGCUUUUACCCGAGGAGGUGCUCUAGGCCCUGUUAAUAUAGCCUAUUCUGGUGUUUAUCAGUGGUGGUAUACAAUCGGUUUACGUACUAAUGGGGAUCUUUAUACUGGAGCUAUUUUUCUAUUGAUUCUUUCUACUAUAUCUUUAAUAGCGGGUUGGUUACACCUGCAACCAAAAUGGAAACCAAGUGUUUCGUGGUUUAAAAAUGCCGAAUCCCGCCUCAAUCAUCAUUUGUCAGGACUAUUCGGAGUAAGUUCCUUGGCUUGGACAGGGCAUUUAGUCCAUGUCGCUAUUCCGGGGUCCAGGGGGGAAUACGUUCGAUGGAAUAAUUUAUUAGGUAUAUUGCCGCACCCAGAAGGAUUAGGUCCAUUUUUUACAGGUCAGUGGAAUCUUUAUGCUCAAAAUCCCGAUUCCAAUAAUCAUAUCUUUGGUACCCCUCAAGGAGCAGGAACUGCUAUUCUAACACUUCUCGGGGGAUUUCAUCCACAAACUCAAAGUUUAUGGUUGACUGAUAUUGCACACCAUCAUUUGGCUAUUGCAUUUCUUUUUCUAGUUGCUGGCCAUAUGUAUAGAACUAACUUCGGGAUUGGUCACAGUAUAAAAGAUCUUUUAGAAGCACAUACUCCUCCGGGGGGUAGAUUGGGGCGUGGACAUAAGGGUCUUUAUGACACAAUCAAUAAUUCAAUUCAUUUUCAAUUAGGUCUUGCUCUAGCCUCUUUAGGGGUUAUUACUUCUUUGGUAGCACAACACAUGUACUCUUUACCCGCUUAUGCGUUUAUAGCACAAGAUUUUACUACUCAAGCUGCGUUAUAUACUCAUCAUCAAUAUAUAGCAGGCUUCAUUAUGACAGGGGCUUUUGCUCAUGGAGCUAUCUUUUUUAUUAGAGAUUAUAAUCCAGAGCAGAAUCAAGAUAAUGUCUUGGCAAGAAUGUUAGACCAUAAAGAAGCUAUCAUUUCCCACUUAAGUUGGGCUAGCCUCUUUCUGGGGUUCCAUACUCUGGGACUUUAUGUCCAUAACGAUGUCAUGCUUGCUUUUGGUACUCCGGAGAAACAAAUCUUGAUUGAACCUAUAUUUGCCCAAUGGAUACAAUCUGCUCAUGGUAAAACUUCCUAUGGGUUCGAUAUACUUUUAUCUUCAACCAACAGUCCGGCGUUCAAUGCGGGACGAAGCAUAUGGUUGCCUGGUUGGUUAAACGCUGUAAAUGAAAAUAGUAAUUCUCUAUUCUUAACAAUAGGGCCCGGAGACUUCUUGGUUCAUCAUGCUAUUGCUCUUGGUUUACAUACAACUACAUUGAUCUUAGUCAAAGGUGCUUUGGAUGCGCGUGGUUCUAAGUUAAUGCCUGAUAAAAAAGAUUUUGGUUAUAGUUUUCCUUGUGAUGGCCCGGGACGAGGUGGAACUUGUGAUAUUUCCGCUUGGGACGCAUUUUAUUUGGCAGUUUUCUGGAUGUUAAAUACCAUUGGAUGGGUUACUUUUUAUUGGCAUUGGAAACACAUUACACUAUGGCAGGGUAAUCUUUCACAGUUUAAUGAAUCUUCUACUUAUUUGAUGGGAUGGUUAAGAGAUUAUCUAUGGUUGAACUCUUCACAACUUAUCAAUGGAUAUAACCCUUUUGGUAUGAAUAGUUUAUCAGUCUGGGCAUGGAUGUUCUUGUUUGGACAUCUUGUUUGGGCUACUGGAUUUAUGUUCUUAAUUUCCUGGCGCGGAUAUUGGCAGGAAUUGAUUGAAACUUUAGCAUGGGCUCAUGAACGUACACCUUUGGCUAAUUUGAUUCGAUGGAGAGAUAAACCAGUGGCUCUUUCCAUUGUGCAAGCAAGAUUGGUUGGACUAGCCCACUUUUCCGUAGUGCACCUAUACGUCUUCAUCGACGUUGUUUUUCGACCGGAAGAUCGAGAGCUAAUUAUCGAGACUUUGGAUUAUCUGGACACAUACUUCGGGAAAUGGUUCAUGCAUGUUUCUUGCCCGGUGCAACAAGAUCCAAGCAACUUGGUAGCUCGCAAGGCUCAUAACCUUGAGGUUACGGGUUCAAAUCCCGUCUCCGCAACAUUUUGA